This is a messenger RNA of Echinostoma caproni, 639 nucleotides long. Lineage: Eukaryota; Metazoa; Platyhelminthes; Trematoda; Plagiorchiida; Echinostomatidae. The record is from the annotation of a GenBank genome assembly.
CCAAACUCACUGCAAAAAAAGGUACAGAUAUUUUCCAAAUUGCUUCCUGCUUUGAGAUUAUCUGACGAAAAACCUGUGCGGAAGGUGGAAUGGAUCAAUCGGGAAAGAGUGUUGGUCUUGGCUUCCCGUGGAGUUUCUUAUCUAGGGCGGCAUUUAAUGAAGGAUUUAAUUAAAAUGAUGCCCCACAGCCGGACAGAAUCAAAACUGGACAGCAAACGUCAACUCACAGUCCUUUCAUGCAUUCCAUUGGUACCAAAUUGUGUUGUAUUUUUCGAGGCUCGUAAGAAGAAGGAUUUGUAUCUGUGGAUGAGCUGCGUUCCGAAUGGACCAUCGGUCAAAUUCCUUUUGGAGAAUGUGCACACUUCGUCAGAACUAAAACUCACCGGAAAUUGCCUAAAGGCUAGCCGACCCAUAUUAGCCUUCGAUCCUUCAUUCGACAAUCCCAGCGCUCCACAUUUACGCUUGCUUCGGGAGAUGCUUGUGCAAAUUAUGGGCACACCAAAUCAACAUCCACGUUCGCAGCCUUUCACGGAUAAAACUUUUGUUUUUGGCAUUCUGAAUGACCGGAUAUGGUUUCGAACUUAUCAAAUUGCCGAGGAAAGCGCUGCUCUCGUCGAAGUUGGUAUGUUUUUAUUUUGA